CGGUGCAUACUAGAAAGAAAUACACACGAGUGUAUACAUUAGUGAAAGAGAAGUUUUGUUUACGACAAACUAUAUGUACAUAUAGUUUAAAGUAGAAAAAAUUCUGAAGGCACAAAUAAUUCUAAAGUACAAAGAUGCUUCACCAUAUAUACAUUAGUGAAAGAGAAGUUUUGUUUACGACAAACUAUAUGUACAUAUAGUUUAAAGUAGAAAAAAUUCUGAAGGCACAAAUAAUUCUAAAGUACAAAGAUGCUUCACCAUAUAUAAUAGGAUUUUAAACACUAUACAUGCGCCAUUAAUGUCACUAAGCUACAACACCUGGCCACUCUGCCCACUUAAACAAUUUUAACCUAUUCCUUUCAGUUCCCCCCAUUGCUCUCAACAAAUCCAAAGCCCUAAACUCAACGUUGGUCCUUCGGUCAUGGAUUACCUGAAGAAAAAGGAGAAGAAAACCUUGCCCACCAAUGUUACAAAGGAACAGGCUUGCACUCGACCGUUUUGCUUCUUCUGCACCAUGAAAGAGCCAAACUCCUUCAAGAGAAGAGCUGGUAUAUCAGCCUGUUUUAAGGAACUACCUCUCAGAGAAGACCAAGGAAAUGUUCUGGUGCUGAGCAGCCUAUGGAAUGUUGCUAUGGCUCACCCUGACGACCCGGAGUUCCCAUCCCUUGGAAUCUUUGAUUGCAUGGCAAGGUUUAUCCACAAAGGCAUCAACAAUAAGAGUACUAGUUGGAUUCAGAGGGACCAAAACAUCUUCAUCCCUUACUAUGCAGCUCAUGUCAUUGGUUCUUAUACCAUGAACAAGGCUGCGUUUGCCGAAAAGGCGGUGGCAUCGGGCGUGAUUCCACCACUUUUGGAGCUUCUGAGAGGGAAGAUGAGUUGGGUCGAGCAAAGGGUCGCGGUCCGAGCGCUAGGUCACCUUGCAAGCUACGAGAGGACAUUCGAAGCUGUGGCGGAAUACGAAGAAGAGGUGGUGAAUUUGGCCAUAAAGUUAGCCUCUACAUGUCUUGAUGUGGUGUAUGUUAGUUUUGUCGGGGUGAAGGAUGAGAUAAAAAGACAGAAAUAUCACUGUAAUUUGCUCACAAGAGGUGUUGGGGGAUUUGAAAUGGAGAAUUGCAAGGCUGAGGAAUGGGCUAGUCAGCUUCAGUGUUGGUCUCUCUAUAUCUUAAAUUGUUUUGCUUGCAAAGAGAGGUCUUUGAACCUCAUUUGCAAGGGGAACUUUUUGAAAGAGUUGUGUGGAAUGUGGGGUGGAUUGGCAAAUCACUCAUCGCCAGCUGGGAUUGGACUUGUUAGGAUUUUGUGCUAUAGUAAAUAUGGAAGGAAAAAAAUUGCUGAAUCAAAGGUAGUUAUUGAGAGCCUGUGUAAUCUCUCAAGGUCUUCAGAUGACUGGCAGUACAUGGGAAUCGACUGCCUCUUGUUGCUUCUCAAAGACCCCAAUACGAGGUAUAAAGUUAUCGAUAUGGCCGCCUUGUUUCUUGUCGAUUUGGUUGAGCUCAAAAGCCUUGGAGAUAGAUCAAACUUAGGUGAGGCAAUCACAAAAGCACUUCUUCUGAACGAGUUGAACAAGAACAGAAGAAUUGAAAAAUGUUUGGAAGAGGUUUGGAAUUUGAAGGUACAGAGGAGGAAGAAGGAGAGACUGUUGUCUGAAGAAAAAAUUGAGGAAAGUAGGGUUUUGGUGGAUUUAAUGAAACAAGAAGCAAAUCAUAUGUUUUGUAUAGGAGAAAUAGAGGAAGCUAUAAAGAAGUAUUCUGAAGCAUUAAAAAUGUGCCCAUUAGGGUUGAGAAAAGAAAGAAUGGUGCUCUAUAGCAAUAGAGCUCAGUGUGAAUUGCUGAUCGGAGACGCAGAUGCCGCCAUUAGAGACUCGACAAGAGCUCUCUGCUUGUCGAGUCCAGUGAAUUCUCACAGCAAAAGUCUUUGGAGGAGAUCACAGGCAUAUGACAUGAAAGGGUUGGCCAAGGAAAGCAUGAUGGACUGUUUGAUGUUCAUCAAUGGGUGCAUCAAGUCUGAGAGUAGCAAACGUGUGAAGGUUCCAUACUAUGCAGCACGUAUGAUCAGCAAACAGAUGGACGCCACGUGGCUUUUUGCCACUGCCAGGUCAAAGAUGGCAACUGUCGAUGAUCAAGACUUUCAAGAGAUUAAAGAAGUACAAAAGUCAGAAAGUAGGGUUAACUUACACGAGAGUAGCAGUGACAAGCAAGAUUACCAUGAUGAAAUGAUGAGAAUUGUGAUGCAGAAGAAAGGUCUGUCCACCAUUUUUGAAGAACCUUUAACUCAAUUAAAGGAAGAGAGUUGGAGAACGAUGGAAAGGACGAAAACGAUGUAAUUAAGCUUUGGUCGUGGCCCAGUCAGUGUAAGUUUUUGUGAUGGGUCAUUGGGUCUCAAUGCGAUAUGGAAACUUGUGGCCACAAGAUGUUAAGUUUUUGUUGAAGUUAGGGUUUAUGCAGUUGAUAGUGUCUGUCCUUCUUUGAAGCUAAAUAUACAACUGCAUACGUUAAUUUCCUUCACGAUCA
Messenger RNA from Malus domestica (apple), 2507 nucleotides. RefSeq lists its product as uncharacterized. The record is from RefSeq and is a predicted model, not a curated record. Gene Ontology annotation, molecular function: protein binding. Lineage: Eukaryota; Viridiplantae; Streptophyta; Magnoliopsida; Rosales; Rosaceae.